AUGGCCCAGGACGCGAGACGAGGGCCGGGCCCCCGGGGCGCCGCCGUCCGGGAGGCGGUGAUGCUGCUGCUGUGCCUGGGGGUCCCGGCCGGGCGCCCCUACAACGUGGACACGGGGAGCGCGCUGCUCUACCAGGGCCCCCGCGACACGCUUUUCGGCUACUCGGUGGUGCUGCACAGCCACGGGCCCGAGCGCUGGCUCGUCGUGGGGGCGCCCACCGCCGACUGGCUGGCCAACGCUUCCGUGGUCCACCCCGGGGCCGUGUACAGAUGCCAGAUCGGGAAGAACCCGAACCGGACUUGUCAGCAGCUCCAGCUGGGUAGCCCUCAUGGAGACCCUUGUGGAAAGACUUGUCUGGAAGAAAGAGACAAUCAGUGGUUGGGAGUCACGCUUUCCAGACAGCCAGGAGAAAAUGGAUCCAUCGUGACUUGUGGGCAUAGAUGGAAAAAUGUAUUUUACAUGAAGAAUGAAAAUAAGCUCCCCACGGGUGGCUGCUAUAGAAUGCCCUCUAACUUACGAACAGAACUGAGUAAAAGACUAGCUCCAUGUUAUCAAGAUUAUGUGAAAAAUUUUGGAGAUAAUUUUGCAUCAUGUCAAGUUGGAAUAUCUAGUUUCCACAUGGAGGAUUUAAUCGUGAUGGGAGCUCCAGGAUCAUCUUACUGGACUGGCUCUGUUUUUUCAUACAAUAUAACUGCAAACAAAUACACGGCUUUUAUAGACAAAGAAAAUCAAGUAAAAUUUGGAAGUUACUUAGGAUACUCAGUCGGAGCUGGUCACUUUUGGAGUAGGGAUACCACGGAGGUGGUCGGAGGAGCCCCUCAGCACGAACAGAUUGGCAAAGCAUACAUAUUCAGAAUCGAUAAAAGGGAACUAAAGAUCUUACAUGAAAUGAAAGGUAAAAAGCUUGGCUCUUACUUUGGAGCUUCGAUCUGCGCCGCGGACCUCAACGCGGAUGGCUUCUCGGACCUGCUGGUGGGCGCCCCCAUGCAGAGCAGCGUCAGGGAGGAAGGCAGAGUGUUCGUGUACAUCAACUCCGGCUCAGGAGCAGUAAUGAAUGAAAUGGAAAUAGAACUCGUUGGAAGUGACAAAUAUGCUGCAAGAUUUGGGGAAUCUAUAGUUAAUCUUGGUGACAUUGAUAAUGAUGGCUUUGAAGAUGUUGCUAUUGGAGCUCCACAGGAAGAUGACUUGCGAGGCGCCAUUUAUAUUUACAAUGGUGGAGCAGAUGGGAUCUCAUCAGUCUUCUCACAGAGAAUUGAAGGGCUUCAAAUCAGCAAAUCCUUAAGUAUGUUUGGACAGUCCAUAUCUGGGCAAAUUGAUGCAGAUAAUAAUGGAUAUAUGGAUAUAGCAGUUGGUGCUUUUCGGUCUGAUUCUGCUGUGUUGCUAAGGACAAGACCUGUAGUGAUUGUCGAAGCUUCUUUAAACCAUCCUGAGUCAGUAAAUAGAACACAUUUUGACUGUAUUGAAAAUGGAUUGCCUUCUGUGUGCAUGGAUCUAACACUCUGUUUCUCAUACAAGGGCAAAGAGGUUCCAGGUUAUAUUGUUUUGUUUUAUAACAUGAGUUUGGAUGUGAGCAGAAAAGCGGAGUCUCCAUCAAGGUUUUACUUCUCUUCUAAUGGAACUUCUGAUGUGAUUACAGGAAGAAUGAAAGUAUCAAGCACAGUCGCUAACUGUAGAAAACACCAAGCAUUUAUGCGGAAAGAUGUGCGAGACAUCCUCAAUCCAAUUCAGAUUGUAGCUGCUUACCACCUUGGGGCUGAUAUCGCCAGUAAACGAAGUAAAGAGGAAUUCCCACCGCUCCAGCCAAUUCUUCAGCAGAAGAAAGAAAAAGACAUAAUUGAAAAGACAGUAAACUUUGCAAGGUUUUGUGCCCAUGAAAAUUGUUCUGCUGAUUUACAAGUUUCUGGGAAAAUUGGAUUUUUGAAGCCGCACGAAAAUAAAACCUAUCUCGCUGUUGGAAGUAUGAAGACAUUAAUGUUGAAUGUGUCCUUGUUUAAUGCUGGAGAUGAUGCAUAUGAAACAACUCUGCACAUCAAACUACCCACUGGUCUUUACCUCAUUAAGGUUUUAGAUCUGGAAGAGAAGCAAAUAAACUGUGACGUAACAGACAGCUCUGGCCUAGUGAAAAUUGACUGUAAUGUUGGUUAUAUAUUUGUAGACCAUCUCUCAAGGAUAGAUGUGAGCUUUCUGCUGGAUGCGAGCUCCCUGGGCAGAGCGGAAGAGGAUCUCAGCAUCACAGUGCUUGCCUCCUGCAAAAAUGAAGGGGAGAUGGACCAUCUGAAGCAUAACAAAGUGACGUUAGCAGUACCUCUGAGAUAUGAGGUCAUGCUCACGGUGCACGGGUUUAUAAAUCCAACUUCACUUGUGUAUGGAUCAAAGGAGGACCAUGAGCCCGAAACGUGCAUGACAGAGAAAAUGAACUUCACGUUCCAUGUUAUCAACAGUGGCCCUAGCAUGGCUCCAAAUGUUAGUGUGGAAAUAAUGGUCCCAAAUUCUUUUAUCCCCCAAACUGAUAAGCUGUUCAACAUUUUGGAUGUCCAGACUAGUUCAGGAGAAUGCCAUUUUAAAAAUUAUCAAAGAAUGUGCACGUCAGUAAAGAAAAGAGAUGCGAUGGAGGCCCUAAGAGACAUAUAUAAAUUCUUUUCGAGGACUGAUAAGAGGUUAUUGUUCUGCACAAAAGCUGACCCACAUUGUUUGAAUUUCUUAUGCAAUUUUGGGAAAAUGGAAAGUGGGAAAGAAGCCAGUGUUCACAUUCAGCUGGAAGGCCGGCCAUCCAUCUUAGAAAUGGAUGAGACUUCAGCACUCAAGUUUGAAAUAAGAGCGACAGCUUUUCCAGAGCCAAAUCCAAAAAUUAUUGAACUAAACAAGGAUGCCAGUGUUGCACACGUUUGGCUUGAAGGACUACAUCAUCAAAGGCCCACACGUUAUUUGACCUUAGCGAUUAUUUCAAGUAGCUUGAUACUUGGACUUAUUUUACUUUUGUUGAUUUCAUAUGUUAUGUGGAAGGCUGGCUUCUUUAAAAGACAGUACAAAUCCAUCCUACAAGAAGAAAACAGAAGAGACAGUUGGAAUUACAUUAACAGUAAAAGCAAUGAUGAUGCUGAUUAA
This is a messenger RNA of Pipistrellus nathusii (Nathusius's pipistrelle), 3105 nucleotides long. NCBI's taxonomy places the organism in Eukaryota, Metazoa, Chordata, Mammalia, Chiroptera, Vespertilionidae. The record is from the annotation of a GenBank genome assembly.